AUGACGUCACAAAAUAAAGUAAUGCAAAACAAAUGCAGCUUCGAAGAUGCCUUAGAUAUCAGCGGUUUCGGCAUGUACAACAUCUCGAUGCUGCUGGUGUGCUGCGUGCUCAUCCUGGCGAUGUACAUCGACAUCUUCGGCUUUUCCGUGUUGCUGCCGAGCGUGGCCUGCGACAUGGACUUGACAGCGGCACAGCAGGGGCUGCUUUCUGCCAUACCUUUGAUCGGUAUAAUGAUCUCGUCGUACGCGUGGGGUCUGUGCGCCGACACACUGGGGCGAAGGAAGACCCUCCUCAUAGCUAUGCCCAUAGGAGUGGCGUUCAACCUGCUGGCCAGUAUCUCUCCUAACUUCACUGCCCUAUGCGUUUUUAAGUUCCUGUCGGCUGGAUUCUCAUCAUCAGCGAACGCAGCCGCCUUCGUGCUGCUCGGUGAGACGGUUCCUCGACAGAAGAGGAGUCGCUUCAUGUUCCUGAUGGCCAGCGCCACCAUGUUUGCACAACUGAUAAUAAGCCUACCCGCAUUGCCAAUCUUCGAGCUGCGAUUUAACAUCGAUGUGCCAUUUUUGGGUUUGGAAUACCGUCCGUGGAGGCUUCUGAUGCAGGUGCUGAGUCUACCGGGCCUGAUGGGUGUCAUUGGCUUGAUCUUCCUUAAGGAGAGUCCCAAAUUCCUUCUCAGUGAGGGUAAUGAAUCCAGAGCGAUCUAUGUAUUACAGACCAUGUACAGUACCAACACCAAAAUGGAGAAACAAUCUUACCCGGUGAAAACAAUAUUCCUAGAUAUAUCAGACAUGAAAACCACCUCCGGAUCUUUGUUAAAGCGAAUGUGGGACCAGACUGCUCCCCUGUUCAAACCUCCACUACUCAAGAAUUCUCUGAAACUUUACUUCAUACUAAUGUGCGCUUACGUGACAUCGACUGGCUUUGCAAUGUGGGUGCCUACGAUUACCAACGCAUAUUUCACUGGAGAUGACAGGGAGGGGAAAACUUUUUGUGAAGUGACUGGGAGUUUGUCCGCAACUGGUCGAGCAGACGCUAACUCUACCAUCGUAAGAAACUGCGACGACGCCGUCAAACCUAGCGCUCUGUAUGCCGUGAUGGUAUACUCCAGUCUCUGUGGCUUCCUCAGCCUGGUGCUGACCUUCAUCGUGGGCAUCCUGGGCAAGAAGAAGACCACUCUUCUGAUGAUCGCCAUCUCCGAGGUGUGCGGCGUCAUGCUGUUCUUCGUCAGGUCGCCCAUGCUCAGCAUCUUCCUCUUCUUCAUGUUCCCCUACGUCGCCCUCAUCCUGGGCAACAUGAACAGCUACCUGGUGGAGCUUAAUCCCACCUAUUUGAGGGGGAUGGCCACUUGUCUAUCGGUGGUGGUGGCCCGCGGGUUCGGCUUCAUCAGCGUGCAGCUCAUCGCCAUGUUUCUCAGUGACCACUGCGUGCCUAUGCUCUCUGGUUACAUCAUUCUUGUGUUUUUGGGAUUCAUCACGGCGUUUUUCCUACCACCGGAUACUAAGAAGCCGAAAGCUGUCAAAAUCGAUAUGCCCGAAGAGUGAAGAGAAAAUUUUCAGGCAUCGAGGAUAAGUAUACUUAAACAGCGAUCACUCGCA
This is a messenger RNA of Aricia agestis (brown argus), 1593 nucleotides long. Its product is annotated as synaptic vesicle glycoprotein 2C-like. Gene Ontology annotation, biological process: transmembrane transport. Gene Ontology annotation, molecular function: transmembrane transporter activity. The record is from RefSeq and is a predicted model, not a curated record. Bases 1 to 1539 code for a protein of 512 amino acids. Lineage: Eukaryota; Metazoa; Arthropoda; Insecta; Lepidoptera; Lycaenidae. The transcript is spliced from 10 exons.